Molecule: messenger RNA, 1846 nt
Organism: Drosophila ficusphila
Lineage: Eukaryota; Metazoa; Arthropoda; Insecta; Diptera; Drosophilidae
Product: homeobox protein B-H2
Exons: 3
Coding region: 345-1760 (471 amino acids)
Biological process (GO): regulation of DNA-templated transcription; central nervous system development; neuron differentiation
Molecular function (GO): DNA-binding transcription factor activity, RNA polymerase II-specific; DNA binding
Source: RefSeq, a predicted model, not a curated record
UUCGCGCUCGCAUGCGUUUCCGGUAGUAAAAGUUUCCACCGAUUUCAACUCCGGUUUCCAGUGCGAUUUCCGUUACUGCCGACUGCGGGACGCAGAACUGUAGGCAACACUUUUUGAUGUGCCGUCGGUAGAUCGGAUUUUACGGAACUAAGUGAGGAUUUUAGAAAAAACAUUAAAAUCCUACAGUGCAACUAUUGACUUACUUUGAUUAUCAUAGACCACAUAUGAUAUUGGACUCAAUGUACUAAAAUUUCUAUUGCUAAAAAAGAGACCGAAGACCAAAGACCGAGGACCGGAGGCCAUUCAACAGUCGGCAACUUGGAGACAGUGGCAAAUACCUAAGCAUGCUGCAGAAUCCUUCCAAAUAUCACGCAAAUCCCUUGUCGCACUUCCUGGCAUUACAUAACACACAAGCCAGUGGCGGCGGUGGAGGGACAGCCGGAUUAGGGAGUUUGGGAGGGGGCAUCCCGGCACAUGGUCAACCGCACCAUGCGCUGCCCACAGCGGCGCUGGCAGCGGCUGCAGCAGCGGCGGCCGCCGUCUCGGCGGGUCAGAGUUCAUACCAAAUGGAGCACCAGCAGCAACACCAGCAGCAUCAUCAGCUGCAGCAGCAACAUCAUCAUCAUCUGCAACAGCAACAGCAACAUCAUCACCAGCAGCUCCAGCACACCCACCACCAGGAUGGCCACCACCCACCGACGGCUGGGAGCAACAGCAACACCACCAGCAACAGCAACAGUAGCAGCAACAACAGCUGCCACAGCAGCAACAGCAACCACCGGGAACAGUUGGCGGCGGCUGCCACUGCGACGUCGCACGCGCAGCUCAUCGAGGCGGCAGCGGCGCAUUCCUCCCUCGACGUGGGCAAGUCCUUUACCAUCGCCGCCAUUUUGGGCCUUCAGAGCCAGCGAAAGGACUACAACAAUGCCAUUAACUUGUCCCUGCACGACAACAACAACAGUGAGAGCAACAACAAGUGCUAUACAAGCAGCAACAACAACAACAGCAGCACCAGCAACAACAACAACAGCCAAAGUGUAAACAACUUUAAUUGUGAUAAUAGUUCCGGCAGUGGACGUUACUUGCACGGCGGCCACCAGCAUCCGCAUCCUCAUCAGUCCGGAUUUGCUGCCGUGGCCGCGGCGGUGGGAGCCGCUCCAUCCGCCCUGCAGAGCCUGCAACAGCUCCACCAGCAACACCACGCCCAGCAACAGGCCACGUUGAGCUUUCAGCGCGAGAAACUCAAGUCGGACUCCCACAAGAAGAGCGCCCUAAAGAACAAACGCGUUCGGACAAUCUUCACGCCGGAGCAGUUGGAGUGCCUGGAGGCGGAAUUCGAGCGACAGCAGUACAUGGUUGGGCCGGAGCGCCUUUACCUGGCCCACACGCUCAAGCUGACGGAGGCGCAGGUGAAGGUUUGGUUCCAGAACCGCCGGAUCAAGUGGCGCAAACACCAUCUCGAGCUCACGCAACAGCGGCUCGCCUUGAUAAGGCAAACUCAGCUGCCGGGCACGUCGAUCCUAGGCAAUCAGGUGUCCUCGGCUACUAACGCAACCCACUCUGCGUCCACGGAUCUCACAACUGGAUGCAGUGCAGCAUCGCCCAGUCUGCAGGAGGAGGACAACGAGGACAGCAAGCAUUCGCUAUCGCUUUCCGGCGCCAUGCCACCUUUAAGUCGAGCGCAAUCUGAAUCAGAUCUGUCCAUCUGCAACGACUCCCUGGAUGGCGACAGUCUCAUGGACGGCAGCGAAGAGGCCUAAAAUCUGGGCUAGGGCAAAGCAAAUUUCCUGUAAAUAUAGCCAAAUAAACAUGUACAAUAUGGGUUUUCUUUACCCCUGCUUGUGUU